GAACAGUAAAAGCCAAACAGCGUUAGCUCCGCUGUAAUGACGUUAGCCUCCUGGAUGUUUUUCUCCGCCGUUUACGAGUUUGGAUACUGGGGACCGACAUCCAUGAACCUCUCCGGUCCCGUUGCACAGAGACUGUGACCUCGACAGAGUCAGCUCGGUGUCGUCCCGAAGAUCCUGAAGGUUUGUUCUUCCUGUGACAGUUUGGAGUCCCAAACCGGAGAGACUGCGUAACGGCAAACCGUUUAGCUAGCGUUAGCAUGCACGGCUACCCUUAACGGCAGUAUGUGUCGAAAAAAAGGACAGUGUUUUCUACCAGUGUCCAUGACUCAGAGUAGCAGUGAGAUUGAGUUUUAACCCGCCUUGGUAAACAGCAUUAAUUACUCUUUAGUCCCGCGAAGCUGAUAUGAAAUGAAUGUAGCUGACUUAGCAUGCUAGCGUGUUGUCAGGCUAAGGUCAAGAAGCUGGCCAGUCUGACAGCUAACGCUAACAUGGUACCCCUCAGUCUAGAAACGGGAUAUACGGCAGACAGUCAUGGUGCCACCAAUUUAGAGCGACUCUGAAUCUUGAAAAUACACACUGGUAUUGCUUUGGGCUCUGGAAGUUGGAUGCUUGAAACUUUCAAUAGCCCUAGGCUAGCUUGGUGUAAAUAUAACUAAGGUCCUCAUAGAGGUUGUGGUUCCUCGGAUACAGUGAGAUUGUCUGAUGUUGAAGCAUUCACACAGGUUAUCAGAAAUAGCGAAAUAGUUGUGGCAGCUGAUAAAAGCUGAUGAAGGAGGGUUGGAUUUGGUGUGAUUUGCCUCUUCCUGAGGUUGCUGAAGCUGCCCUGGGUGUGAUGGUCUCCAUGCUGCACGUUUAUUCGUUUGUUGUCAAAGUGCUGCAGGACUGCAUUAUCAUGCUGCUUUACAGGUAACUCAUAGAUUAGGAAGUAAAAAGGUUGUCGGUCAUUAGCUUGGAAUGUUUCAGGUUUUACAGAUCCAUUACUGUCAUAGCAAGAGGGACUGGUAUUAUUAAGAAGGGUGUGAUGGCUUUUGGUCUGUCUGCAGUGCUUCAUAUCCUUCUGAACAUGCACCGUGUUUCCUCUGUCUUCCAUUAAAGUCAUCCGGACUCUUACUGUGAUUGAUAACGUCUAUAUGAUGGUAUCAUCAACUUUGUAAUACAGAAAAAAAGCCCACUUCCUCUGUGUCUGCCUGGUUUAUACCUUCAUCAGUGGAAGUUCAUGAUAUGCUUCCAGAUCUUCAAACUCACGAGUUUGGGAUAUUCAAUAGGAACUGACAUUGAAAUGACAUGGAUCAGCUCAGCUGUAGACUAAGGAAAAUGUGCUUGGCUUAAAAAGACCUACCAACUGUGAGUUAUCCUUUGUGUAUACUUCAGUACCCUCAUGUCAACAUUGAAUAUCAGAAUGUUUGCCUUUUCAUAAUCAGUCUGCUUAUUUCAUUAUGUGCUGCUUGAUGUCAACAUCAGGUGUUGACAGCGCCUGUUGUGCACCUUUUUCAAGUUCAAACUCUCUUUCUUGUUCUGCAGCUUUCUCUUUUUCAGAUUGUAAACUACUGUCAACCCUCUGGUGUCGCAUCUGUUCCCGUAAUUACAUGUUUCAAAUUCCAUUAUUUUGCACUUCAAAACAGUUUUUAAGCACUUAUUAACAAUGAAGAGCGAUAGUAUUCACUGGACAUUUGAAUCAUGACUUUAACAUAAUUAUCGAAAUAAAUGCUGCGCUGCUACAACUGUGUGGUCUGAAAUCGUGACUUGAGAAGCUUUGAUAGUUUAAAAAUGUGUUAAUAUUGUUACCCAUCAAGACAUUUUAAAGAAGUAUAUGAUCAAAAUGUUCAAUCAGCGUCAAUAUGGUGAGCCGAUUGAGUACUCACUGACUUCCAGCGAUCCCUGGUUAAUGCACUUUUCAGGAGUUCCAGUUUGGUUGAUGUCUGUUUUGAACAUGUCCUGUAUGCAUGGAUGCAUGUUGUUCCCUGCAGCGGUAAGACAUGACCAGUCCACAACAUGAUAACAUGGGGAUAUCCUUGACACCAGGAUCUGCCACUAUGUUGAGUGGUGUGCAGUCAAUUGCCCCCAUUUAGCAGCACUGUAUUAAACUUCUUUAAUUUAGUUUCAUCCGGACGUCUGUGGAAAUCAUCACAUUUUAAAAAAGCGCACAAUGUUGUGGCAUCAGUUUGGUUAGCUGCACCUGUCUGCUCAGCUUGUAUGUGGCAGCUCAAUGUUUAAAUACACCUGUGAUAUUUCAGUCCUAUUUCACACUGGAUUAGUUUUGAUUCGUCCUCUUAGCUUUCUGGGUUUUUUUUUUUAGAGGAAAUGUGCCAUUCAAAAGCUCAACUGUGUCAUUACUCUCCAUCGCGAGUCAACAUGACCAGGGAGACCACAGUGUACUGAAGAGAAAAGAAAAUAGCGCACAAAAUUUAAAAACUAAUGCACCCAUUUCAGACCUUCAUUUCAUUGUAUUUAAUCUGUUAACACUAAUAUACUCCCAUGCAAAUACAAUCAUUUUGUUCAUAUUAAAUCUGCCAUCAAGUCUAAGAUGUUGAACAAAUGAUUAAAAAAAACAUCAAAUCCUUCCAGAGCUCAGUAUCAGUCUCCUGAUAACUUUUUUUUUGUCCAACAAACAGACCACACCUACAAAAACCUUUUUAUGCAUAAUCUGAAAUGUCAAAAACGCUAAAUUUCCUUCUAUGUAAAAAGCUGUGGUGUCAUUUAUUUUGGUAAAAGGGUUAAAAAAAAAAAAAAUCAAAUAUCAAAAAUCCCAACGUUUUUUUUCACCGAAUCCUUCCUUCAUUGCAUUUACUCUAAAAACUUAAUUUGCGUGCGUGUUUGUGUCGUCAGCUGACUGACGUGUUUUGAGUUUCUGUUGCCAUGGGAACAACUCAGUCUUGGGUUUGUGGUAAGAGAGGAACCCAGAUGUUUGACAUGUGUGGUCCUGGUGGUUGCUUUGAUCUGAUCUGUUGUCUCUCUCAGAUGAUUGUUGAUAGGACAGAUUGUUCUACUUUUUGUGUGUGUGCAUACGUGCGUGCGUGUGUGGGUCACUCAGCAGCUGUUGAGCUCUGUCAAGAGACUCGGGCAGCAGCUGUGGAUGUGUUUUUGUGUUAUUUCCCCUCUUGUAGUUUGUGAAUUUGGAGAGUGACAGAUGUGUUUGGCGUUUGUCUCCCACAAGGCUUCAUGAUACAGAUACAGAUCUCUGUCCCUGUUCCUUCUCUCCCUCAUUUCCUUUUCUAUUUGUGACCAUCAUCAGAGCUGCAAGAAGAAAUCAUUGCAUUUGGUCGUCCAGUCUUGCUUGCCCACUGUUUGCUUGUCAGUUGUGAAUAUUUUCUUGUUGUGCCACAUUUCUCUGAUUCUUCACCGAAUAUUUUGACGUUUUGGAGAAAAAAGACAUUUUGGGACAUCAUGUUCAGUAUUGACCAAUCAUUUAGAGCGAUAGCCCUAACGACAUCCUGAUGCCUGUCAGCAGUAAUCUACCUAUGAAUUAUUUCUCCUAACAAUCAAAUAUCUGGAUGAAUUUCUACAAGUACAGGAAACAAUCUAUUUAGCCUGAACCACAAAUCAGCUUGACACUGUUUCACAAUUGCUGAUCACUUUGGAGGUUUCCUGACUCCCUGUCAUGCAUCAGAAAUGACCAAUCAGACCCUCAUUCAACAACCAAACAUUUCAAAGUCAAGACCCAGAAAUUAAAAGAAAACUGAUUCCUUUUGUAAGUUUAUCUACUAAAGCCAAGCCAGGGUAAGGGCCUUUGUCCACUAACAGCAUUUUGGCAUUAGCAGCAUUUGAACCAAUAUAGUUUGGUGUUUUCAGGGCUUAGCUCUGAGCAUAAGGACACCCUCAGCAGCAUCAGCUGUUUUUUGUUGUAGCCCGCACAGAAAUCUCAGUUGAAAAGAAUCUAACUUUGGAACACGACUGUUCUUGUCAAAUCAAGAAAAAGGGCAAAACUGUCAAUAUCAACUUCAUCGUCUGCAGCGGCAGAUCAUAAGCUUUGUACAGGUUAUUCUGUCCACCAAGACACUUUUUUUUCGGUUUAAUGUCCAAUAUAAAUCUGUCUUUUUCCAUUGUUUUCCAACCUGCAAAAUGUCAAAAAAUCAAAAUGCCAAAGGCAAAUAAAAUAUACUGCCACUACCAAGAGAAGCAGAGGUGCUGCCAGACAACCCCUUUAUCCUUGCACUCAGGGGUGUGCAAUAUUGACAACAAGAUAACACCUAGUUAUUUGAUGGAGUUUUCCUAGCUGCAAUAAUGAUCCUAAUUGACUCUGCAAAAGCUUGUCCUGUAUGUCCUCUGACUCAAAACACUGAGUUAGUGAGUGAGUUAGAUAGUUUGUUUAUUGCUGGGAAAAUUAAUUUUCACAGAUUCUGUAUGUACAGAUAUGAAGCCCAUUACAUCAUUCAUUUCCAGCAGUGAGAUGAAUGAAGACAAUCAGGUGAUGGUGGAGGGUGUGAGACUUUUUUGAAGCAGUGCUCUGGUGUAUCUGAGUGUUCUGUGUCUGCGUCCAGAGGGCAGUAGUGUGAAGUAAUGGUGUUGUGGAUGGGUGUAGUCUUUGCGAUGCGUUUGAUGGUUUUGGCAUUUAACUGACUGAGAUUGGGAGUGGGAAUGUCUAUGACCUUUGAGCCAGUGUAAGUUGGAGGGGAAUUUCGGAGGACCAGGGACCAGUACAUUUGGUUUCUAAUGGACUUCCUUAAAGAAGAACAGGAAAGUUAGCUGGUUAACUUUGUACUUAGCCUGGUUUACUUUGGGGAUAGAGGAUGCAAUUCUUCAUGCAGCAGCUAUUGGUUUGACUCCUUACUUUGGCUGUGCUUGUUCAGUUUGUGGUGAUGUGUGGACAGCCGCUUGUGCUGUAGAUGUGCAUGUGCAGUCUUCUGUCCUACUUGGGUUGAUUAUAUUCAUCAGAUUUUACUUUUUUUUAGUAGUUUUGGCUAAAUGAGUGACAUCCUUGAUUUUGUCAUUUUUCACAUGGUUAAAACUCUGUAGGUAUUAUUUGAGGUGAUGUAGAGGGCACACCUUUAAAUGUUUCAAAAAAAGCUGCCAGUGGACUCAGGCCCCAAAGUGUCCGUGCAGCUUAUCUUUUACAGUGAAGCUGAGACUCCUUGAGGCUCCUUCAGGAGUUGUGACAAAGUAAAAAAUGAAGACUUUAUUGUCACAGAUAAAGUAGGAACACACACUCCCAUUUCUCAUGUUGCUGAUUAGACUGUGAACAGCGCUGUGCAUGGAAAAAGACGGCUGAGCUGAAAUUCAUUCAUCACUUUCCUGCUGUGAGAAGGCCUGAACAGUCACUGUAACAUUGGGAAGCACUGGUCAACGUUUUCAUCCUUUUCUGACAUUUUGAUGGACCAAAAAAAAAAAAUUAAUUCUUUCUUACAUGAUUGACAGAUCGGUCGGUGGUCUCAGCCCUUUUAGCUGUAAUGCACUCUGUAAUUACCUCGUACCCCUUUAAUAGCUUGUCUCUUUUCCUCUGGAUGGCCUUUCUUUACAUUUUAUCUCACUUUAACUUCCUCCCCCAUCUGUUCUUCUUAAUGACUUCCUCUUAUCACCCGGUCCUCCUCACAGCCUUUCUCUCUGCUACCUCCUGCUAUGUCUUCACGUUUCUCUUUGUUUCAUUGACCUUUUUUCUCUCCUCUUUUUUUCUCUCUUUUAGAAAAUAAAACUGGCAGCAGUAAUAGUUACAUCACAUUUUUAUUGCUUAUUGAUCCUCUGUUAUUACACUUGAACUGGGGGCUGUAAUUUCUUCUUGUCUCCUUUUCUUGUGAGUUGUGGGUUUAUGAUUAUCCCAGGAUUGUCUGCGUGUGUGUGUGUGUGUGUGUGUGUGUGUGUGUCAGCAGUAGCCACCUUCAGCCCUUAUUUAUGAUCAUAUAGCUCAGUGAUGCUACUCUUCACUGAUGCAGCCACUCAGCAGUAAUACACACAAGCUGCUGACUUAAGAUAUAAUACUGAUGAUGAAGAUGAUGACGUCUUGGCCGUUUCUUCCGUAAGUUGAAGUCUGCGGUGUAUCUUGAGCAGUGACGCUGUGAAAGCACCAGAUUAGAUUCUGUGAAAUGGUAUUAAAAAGGUCAGUUUAUAACAAACCAAAUAAAAAGGUGUCAGAUUAAAAUUAGACUGUUACAUCCAUGUAUUAUUUAAAACCCUUCUUCUCUUAGAAAUCACAAAAAAACACAUUUUCAGGCGGUUUGAAUGUGUGGUCAUGUCUUAAAUACACAUCUAGAGUAAACAAGCACGUUCAAGUUAUCACAAAAGUUCCUGUUUCCCAGCUGGAUUGUGAGAUAAGUCACGGCCAGAGUGAGAAGAUGUGACACAUCACAUUGAACUGAAGGCGGGCACUGUUUGCUUUGUCUUUGCCAAUAAGUACCGUCACAGCGGGAGAGUGAAGAAACAAAGACAAUGUUGACCGUAACAGGUACAAUUCUCAGCCACUUUGGUAGAUAGAUUUCUUUCUCUGUUAUCAAUGAUAAGAGGUUUUAAAAAGAAAUCCUUCAGGCAGAAAUCAUCAGGUGAACCUCUCAGAUACCUCUGACUCAGUGUGUACAGAUCUUUUCAGUUUUCAAAAGCUGUUAGACAAAAAGACUGAGUAGGUGGUGUAAAUGUCAGGGGACUUGUCUGAGUGGCAGUUGGGGAGAAAGUACAAUCAAUCUCAUAUCAGUUUUUAAGACACUAGUGUUCCCUUUUCAGUACAGAUGCAGAAUCAUAGCGAGUCCCCCAUCUGAUACUAAACGGCACAUAUUAGUAGUGGGAAAAACGAUAGACUGUAUAAUAAUGGGUCUAGUCUUACUGACGUCACCCUUUUGUCCCAGAAACAGAGUUUUAAAGCCUGGCGGCUCUAAAACGAAUACAGAAAUAGAGUUUUAAAGCCUGGCUGUGGCAACGACUGCAUUGAAAACUUUCAGUCAGCCUAACCGAGGUGAAGAGGUGGAGCUGAGGCGGGCGUUUAACCUCCUUUCUAACAGCUACAGUCUGCCCGCCUGUCAGUCAAAUAAGCUGUGUCUUUAAUUAUGCAAAACAUACAACCUUAAUAUCUUUGAAACUUAUGCAUUAUUCAGACACUCACCCUCUACACUAUGUUCAGAUAGAGAAAUGAGCCAUUCAAACCAAAACCAUGAUUUUUGAACCAGGCUGGGAACAUGUUUGUUUUUGCUGUGAGUGUAUAUGUGGCUUUUACAGUCAACUUGAGCCGAUUUCCAAAGAACUGCAGAUUUUAAAGGGAUAUUCCAGCGUAAAAUUAAGUAAGGGUCAAACACACCAUAACCACCUGAGAGUUAGACGCUGUUGAGAGAUGAAUGUUGCAGACUUGCUUGCUUCUCUAGUUAUACCAACUUCAGUAACGACCACAGAUAGCAACACAGAGAGCCACGCACUCAACCAAAAAGCCACUCCAUAGCCACAAAUAACUCUCAGAACAACAACAGUACAUAUAGGGUCCCAGCCAUAGUGCUAGCCAUCAAACAUCUUUUAACUUUGCCUAAUUUCUUUAGCAAAGAGACUAAACAUAACUUACCGUCUCUCUUCCAGCAGCCGCUUGUUUGUACGGAGACCUCCUGGCGACUGCAUCGGGGUGACGCAGCUCAAAGAAGAACAUUUAUCUGACUGAAAUGCUGAGGCAGAAGAACUACCACGUCUGCUGUGCAAAAUGAUUAUUAUGAUGAUUAUUACUUCAAGGAAAUGAUAAAGAAAUGAUCAUAAAUGUUCUUCCUUGAGCUGUGUCCCCCUGUCUCAGUCAAUGGACUCGCCCAGAGGUCUCCGUACAAACAAGCGGCUGCUGGAAGAGAGACGGUAAGUUGAAACCAGGCAAAGCUAAAAUAUGUUUGGUGGCUAGUAGUAUGCCUGGGACCCUAUAUGUCCUGUUGAUGAAGUUAGGUGCUGUUCUGAGCAUUAUUUGUGGCUAUAGAGUGGCUUUUUGGUUGAGCGCGUGGCUCUCUGUAUUGCUAUCUGCGGUCGUUACUAAAGUUGGUUGAACUAGAGAAGCAAGCGGUCUGCAACAUUCAACCCUCGAGGGGGUGUCUAACUCGGCUUCAUUUCUUGAUUUCUUCAGAUCAGAAGAUGCCUCUUGAUAAAAACGCAGAUAAUUGGUCAUUUUGAACAACACGACACUGUAAACUGGACCUGCAUGGUGGGGCUGUAGGUUGCACUUUCAAAUGUGUUUAUUAUGAGCACUUGUAUCGUAGUAGUAAUGAAACUGUGAUGCAGUGUGCAGCUUUACUCUUAACUAUCACAGAGUCUUAUUUUGAUGUAAAACCUGUUGAUUUGGGUUCCUGUGAGUUCUGCAUGUAUCAGUGCAUUUGCUGGCAUCCACCUCAGUACCACAAAGAGUAUUACAAGCGGUUUUGGAGCUUGAUAAUGCCUCUAGUAUCAGAGUCAGAGCACUUCUAAAUCUUAUUCCCACUGUCCUGGUUAGAUCAAUCCAUCCGUUUCCUGCUGUGUGUCUGAGUCAGAGUCAAGUAAUCUGGAGAUUUAAGCACGUAGCCUGCCAGAUCUGCUUCUCUUUCAUAGCGUCAUCUCCCAGCUCCUUCCAGACGCUCCUCAGGUGUUUGAAGGCCAGAAGAGUAAACCGUUUUAGUCCUCUAAUGUGUCUGUACACAGCCCGCAUACAUGCUGCAGCGAUCCUCUGGUUUGAUGCUUCAAUACAGCCAGCCACACUGAGCAGACACUUCAUUCCUCUGAUUUCAUUUAGUAAAUUUCUAAAGUACCGUGAGCAGAAAACAGUAGCAAUAGUUUCAGAUUUUUGCCAACUGCAUUUUGAACCCUGACCAUAGUCUGACAGUCUCUCAUGGUUUGAGAAUAUCUGUAAGAGGACUUCUUCCUCACUUUGAUUCUGUUUGAUGCUGACUGCAGUAAACGGCUGCUGCUCUAACCACCUGAGAGUGUAACAUCAUGGAAAGAGAGAAAACAUCUGAAGGAAGAAUAACAGCAGAAGCAUUAUAACCAGUUUUAGUAGGUCAGUCUGUGUGGUUGUAAAAAUAAUAUUUGAAGUGAAGAACUGAUGAUGAAAGACGUUCAAAUGAGCCUCAUCUGUGUGGAAAAAAAAAGAUUGACACCGGCCCAAGAAGAUGAAUAAAAAGAAGAAGAUAGAAUAAAAAAAUAAAAAAAAAACGUGCAAUCAUAUGGACUCACAGACAGCAGGGUUUCUUCCAGACAAUGCGGCGCACCCAAACUGUUGCGCUCUGGCUACACUAACUUAUUGUUGAUUAUAUUCUGUUUUCUUCAUCUACCACUGGUUUUGUCUCAGAAACGGACUGACUUUUUCUUCUUUAAGACAUGAAGCCAGUUGAAAGCUGUUUUUUUCCUUUGGGGGUUUUUUGUUAACAAAGCAACAGUCUGUAGCUGUCUAAAGUUGUAAACAAAUGCCAUGUGCAAAAAAAAACUUCUCAUUGGUCAGUGUAAUGAUAGUGCACUGUCUACCUUAUGUUUGUUUUGCAUCUUUAAAAGUGCACAACAAAAUGUGACACUGAAUUUAAAACGGCACGUUGUAAUUUCUGCAUUUAUUAUAUAUUAAUCAGUAAUACAGUUAAAAUUAGAGGAAAUUUGAUUUAUUUGCCUUGCAAGUCAAGUUACAGUGUGCACCCCUCAAUUUUCUGCUUGCGCUCCUAAAAUUUUUAGUUAGGGGUUUUUGUGCUCUUAGCAAAACAACUUAGUCUGGAGCCCUGUGAGUGCAAUAACUAACACAUAGUUCAUAAACCUUACUUUGACUAGUUUAGAAUGCACUUAUCAAACACCACAUCAAACACUGUCCUGUGUUUACUUUCUUCUUUCUCCUCCUCCAAACUUCAGUCAGUUCAGGGAGUGUGAAUGAAAAGCUAUUUGUGUGAACUAAGCGUUAAGUCUGACUGGCUCUGAGCUCAGACAUUGAGAUGGGCCAAGUGUUCAGAUUCACUAAGCUACAAGGCUAAUUGUCUUAGGUAGGCAGGAGUGUACAAAACAUUCAGGAGGCAGCGUCUAAGUUUGAGUCAGCCCUGGAGCAGCGUCACGGCUUUUGAAUAGUGCAAAGUGUUUACAGAGUCCAUGUUGGUGGAUAAUGUGGUUUAUAAUAAUAAUAAUAAUGCAUCAGAUUUCAUUUAUCGCUUUAUCAGAGACCUUCAAAGCGCUUUACAUACAUCAUUCAUUCAUAUUCACAUAUUCAUUCUAUUCUAUUAGUCUCUAUAGUGCUAGUCAAAAAAACAUCCUGACUCGGUGCAGUGGAUCUUAUUUGAACAACUUCCUCCUCUUAGCUUUGGAGAAACUUUGCAAUUACAGACUAUUUUACGGACUAAAGUGUUUUGCAAAAUGUAAAAUUGAAGAGUUUUUAACGUGGUUGAAGCAGGCACUGCUGUGUCUGAGAGUGCAGGAUAGAUCAAGUUUUGUGACAUCUGAUAUGAACCAAAACUGUGCAAAGUUCAAAGAAAGUAUCUUAGACACAACAGAGAAAACAAGAAGAUGUCAAAUACAUCUUAACACAUAUGAGUGAAACCAUGAUGUGGUAGUUCUCAGAAAACUAACAGGCUGGAGUCAUCCUUUGUUUCUCUCUUACAGGAAAUAAAGAAAGCUACAUGGAGGCUUUAAAAACAUAUUUAUGUCAGAUUGAAAAAGUUCUGAAUGGAUGAGUAAAAAUGAAAAGCACCAAUAUUUUGCUUUCUCUCUCUCUGUCUCUCUGGUGAAAAUGUUUCACUUUAAAAUAUUCUUCAAGUUUAGUCAGGAGUCACAGAGUCAAACACAGUGAAGUGUAUUCAGUAUAUUUUUAGGUGCAAGUGAAGUCAGACUAUUAACCGUUCAAUAAACAUGAUUUUGAGUGCAACUUCUUUUGAAGGGAAACAGGGAAAACUGGGCAAAGGUUCCUGUAUGAAUUUUUAUUUAUAUGGAAGUUGAGUUUAUGGGAGCAUUGAUAUCUGGGAGGUUCAGACAGCCUUAUGCCGCCCCUUUCUGCUGGUCACAAAUUCAUUUUAAUCAAACCAGCUCUUGACUGGAUUUAUUUACCUCAUAGCAGCACUGUUUACUUUGAAGGCAUGAUUAUAACCUCAUGAGGGAGAGAGAUGUCAAGAAGUGGUACUCCAAGUCUGGUCUGCCCAUGUAUCUGCCAUGUGCAGCAAAUCAGUCGUUUUCUGCCUCCUCUGGGUCAAAUACUUCAAAUGACUGUAUUUCUGAAACAGCAAAAAAGGUUUCAAAAGUGGAUCUUAUACACAAGUUUUAUAGUUGAUUGUUGUACUUGAAUAUAAAAUUGAUAUGUUAUUGAGGGUGUCUAGAUUUUGUACAUCCAAGGUAACUUUGAACAGCAGAUGGAUUGGCCAGAUUCCGCUGCUGUCAUCUGUUCUUGCAAAGCUUCACGCUGGUACGCUUGUUGCUGGCGAGGAAAUGACCACAGGAGUCAGCGUCAUUUAAGGUGACAGAGGCCGUGUUUGUAAACCUAGGUUAGCUGCGAUGUAAAGAAGCUUCUACACCUAAAUCUUUUUACAAAAAUGACAAUAAAUUUGUAUUGACAUUCAUGUCAUUUGUUCCUCAGCAGCACAUGACGACCACAUCCUAUGCUGUGUUGCUCUCUGAUUGGCUGCUAAUAAAUAACAAACUAAACUUGUCAUGCUCAGAGUUCUUCAGAGAGGUUCUGCCCUUCCCAGUCACCAUCUAAGCGCACAUGAAACUCACAUGAAAUAUCUUCCAUACUGCGGAUGUAUGAAACAGUAUCUGGUGUGUCAGGUUACGCCAAGAGUGAAUGGGAUGCACAGCAUUCAGGGCGUUCUUAUCGAGGUGUUUUGUUCCACACUGUAAUGACAACAAAAGCUUUUCUAUUUCUUAGUGUGUACUCGUCCACGAGUUCCUGAGGACAGGAGUAUAACCUGUGUAUAACCUGGCAACAUGAAGUUAUUCACUGUCAGAAUGUGGUUGAUUUUUAAAGCCAUCAGUGAACUUUGUGUCAAGAAAAUUCAGUGUUGGGAUACUUAAAGGUUCAGGAACAUGGUUGGGAAGGUUCUGGAUUCAUGCACACUGAUCUUCAAACCAAAAUGAUCCAAGUGCUGAAACUCCUCAGCACACAGAUGCUUCUCACUACUAAACAACACGACACACUUCCACUCAGAUAUUCUUGGAGAAACUUAAUUGGCUCUAUCGCUGACUUACUGAAGGACAGAAAGAUUCUCACACACACACUCUCACUAACAUACGCUUGCACACUCUCACUCAGUCCUUCAGUCAGAAAUAGCCGCUUAAUCAGUCUGAAGAUGUUGUAGAGCUGUUGUGAUCCCACAGCUUUGUCCUAGUGAUGGCUGAUGAUGUAAGAUAUGCCCACAUAGAUCCUCUUAGCUGAUUGGCUGGCUGCUCAGGUCAUUCAUCACACCUGGCAGGACACAGGGGCUGAUUAGUGAUCAGGUUGUUUGUUUGGACAGUGAGUUAUUUCCUGUCAACCUCUUUGACGGACUGUUUUCUGACUGUUUAUCAGGGCGCUGUAUUGGCAGGAAUCUGCUGAUAAGUGGUGAUGAUGCGAUGCACUGUGAUAUAUUGAGAUUUUCUUUGACCAUACAGUGUUCGCUGCAUAAACAAAUAUGGUUUAUUUUUAUAGAUCCCCUCACAACGGUCGAACCUGCAGCUGUAUUCUGCAGCUCGUACUCAAAGUCAAAGUGACACUCUCUGUUGAGCAAAGAGACUUCAACACCCUGGCUUAAACUUCUGUCAGUGGCAUGUUGUCAGUGUCAGACUCCAACAUUUUUAACCUGUGAAGCCAUCUUCCUCCAUAACACCAUAACACUGCAGACCAUUGAAGAUAGAGCCUCGCAUUGACUGCUUUAUUUUGGUUGCACUAGUUGAGAUUUAAACAUAUUUUUAUACCUUUAAGAACUUUUACACAUUUUCAUAAGUGCAGCAUAGGCAGUUCAGGCUGCAGACCUGCUCAGAUUUCUUUUUCAUAUAAAAAAUAAUCAGGAAAUUUGAAUUAAAAAAUUAUUUGGAUACUACGACGGGCCUGAGGUGCAGAAAACAAUAGCAAAUCAGAAAACACAACGACAUUAACUAUUGUGUUUUCUCUUGUGUUGUUUUCUUAUUUGCCAUACUGUCUUCUAAUUUGCUGAUGUGUUUUCACUUUUCGUGUUGUGUUCUCUGAUUUGCUAUUGUUUUUCUCUUUUUGUGUUGUGUUUUCUUUUUUUGUGUUGUGUUUUCUGAUUUGCCGUUGUGUUUUGCACCUCAGGGCAACUGUAGGAUACAGUAGAAAUAUGACAAUGCACGAUGGCGGCCUCUGUGGAUGGGGUCAACUCCUGGAUAGAUAACUUAAAACAAGCAAAAUAAGCUUCAGCUCAGCCCACAGUCUCCUUUAUGUCUCAGAGAAGUAAAUUUUCAGCCUGAAUCUGCCUCUUUUAAUGAUCUGUUUAGAUUAUGUUUUGGAAAAUAAACCUUAUAAGAAUUUGUGCCAGGUGAUGUUUGUAGUAAAUAGUGUAUAUGGCUCCCUCAUAGUUGAUGUUUUAAAACUAAGACAAUAAAAUUAAAUAGAAGCGAGCUGUCUGGUGUCUUCAGGGUUCAGGUGGUUACGCGCUCGCUCCUCAGUUUGGCUAAACAAUAUUAAUGUGAAGUGGAGAAAUUGUGAUCGCAAAUUUUAAUACCACAUAGUCAUAGUCAGUCAGUUUGUCGGUUUUUUUAUGCAUCCUCUAUAUCCUCACACUCCUGCAGACAGAGAGACUGAGAGAAGGCAUAAACAGAGGAGAUGGGAGGUGAGGGGAUUUAGGAGAGGGAUGGAGCAGACAGGAGGAGGAGAGCGUGUGUGUUUAGGGGCGAGCAGGGGGGAGGCGAGUCGUCCUUGAUUUUGACCUCCACCAACCUAUCUACAGUGUUCUUCAUCACACUGCACACAGGACGCUGCCCGCUGGAAACACACACACAUACACACACACACACACACACCUGUUGUCUGUGUGCCAGGAAUGCUCAGCAGACACAUAUAGACCCUCAGGACCACCGAACAGAGGGGUUAUCACACACCAGCUGUUCACUCAAUACCCUGAUACCUUCGUCUGUGUGAGCACAGGUCUGAACCAGGGAUUAAACUCAAGGCUUGUUGUUCAUUGUUCUUUCAUUAGUCUGUGUGUUUUUAGGACCUCUCCAGGGUCAGACAGUAUACACAUGUAGACCUGCAUGAAGUGAAAACCAAAUCUGUCAUGUGCAGUGACCUUUAGUCUUAACCACACAAACAUGAUAUCGGGCUGGGUGGCUCCGAUAUAUUUACCAACCAUAUUCACACUUUCUCUUUUUACCGUAUAUGAUAGCCUAAUGUGGUUGAUAUCAUGAUCUACGUUUACUUUGCAGCUCUUGCCAACAUGCACAAGUGUAUCACCAGUGUGCUCCAUGGAUGAUCAGUAGGAGAGAGAGAGAGAGAGAGAGAGAGAGAGACGUCUGCUGUUAUGUCUCUCCUUUAAUGCAUUGUCUGCAGAGUGACGUCUCGUGUUAAUUCUGGACCUUGGACGCUGUCGUUUAUGUUUACAUCUGCUUUGUGCAACUGGUUGCUGCUGCUGCUGCUGUUGUUCUGCAGUCUGUGAAGCUCUGCAAAAGCACCGUAGGCGUGCACUGUGACACUGAUCUGUGGAUCUUUACAGACUUUGGAAACUCUGAUGUCAUCACAGUAAUGACUGAGAACUGGACUGCAGAGUAGCUCAAGUACAGCACUCUCGAGUCACAGUCAGCUGUGACUCGCUCAGUCUCCAAAGUUCACUGAAGUUUUUCUUUUUGUAGUCUAAGUGUGCUAACAUCAUAACCAAGCUCUGCCGUUAUCGCACUUUUGUACUUGUGUAUCCCAGUCUAGUAUCACUACUGAUAUGUUACUAAUAUUAAUAUCAGUACUGAUAUAUAUAUAUAUCUCUCCUGCAGUAGAGCUUAUUCACCUCUUACUCCUAUUGUGGAAGUCUCAUAAUAAAUCUAAGCAAACAUUUGACUCCACAGUAGAUUUUAAAGUGCACCCACUCAGUGAUGUGUCUGUUGUCUGAUUACGACACUUUAAAAUACUUUCAUGAAUUAUCGGGUUGAUUUCACUGAUCCCAGCACAGAUCAGAUGUGACUUCAUGUUCCCUGUUUGCUGCUAACUUUAGAUUUUGUUGCUCAUGGGAAAAUGGGAAAGAUGGUUUACUGUCUGUUUGCAUGUUUGUGUGUGGUCGUGUUGUGUGGCUGUGUGUGUGUGGUUGUGUGUGUGUGUGUGCUCUUCAGCCUGCAUCUGGGGCUCAUGCUUGGUCAAGCUUGGAUCGUGACUUCAGAUGAGACUGUGAGAUGCUGAGUUUCCAUCCUGGUUAAAUUUGUACAGCGUGCUGUGAGCAGUCGUGAUCAGAGCCUGAGAUUCGGCUCAUUGUGAGAGUGUUUUUAUUUGACAAGAAUUCCUCUCUUCAGUGACGUUCUAAAGGUUUGAUGUUUUGAAGGUUUUUUUUUUUUCCAAGAGAGUGAAGCUUUAAUAGCUGUGUGUUUGAUUAUUGUAGCAUCCGGUGUUCCUGAAUGUUUACUGCUCCUUGAGGAAACAUAAUGUCAGGCUUAUUAACCUUUGGGGAAAAGGAGCAGAGACUCUACAGAGCAAUGCAAGGCUGAAUAUUUAAUGAAUGAGGAGAACGUUUAAAGGGCAUGAUAAUGAGAUGAGAUACAACAACUGAUUCAGCCCAGCAGGAAGUUGAUUGAUCAAUGACUGAAUGUAUAUUUGCCUCUUGGUAGCUAAUCAUCACAUAUUGAGAGGAAAACAAACUUUUUUGUAUGUGUCAUAAAUACUGGAGACAAAGAUAAUGAGUUAGUCACAACCUGAUUAUUGUAGAUUGAUCAAAUAACUGAAACCCGAGGAUGAUCAGCUGUAGAGUCUGCUGUGGGGUUGAGGUGGUUUCAAGUUUGCAUUAGUGAUUUGAACACAACUGCUGCCCCCCACAGUGAGCACAAAAGACACUUUUUUGGUUUGUUAAACAUUUUAUGAACAUGUGAUCUUUUUUUAUCAGCUGAGCAGAUUUCAGAAUAAAAUAAUUGUUUAUGCUUUAAGAGCAGCAUUGAACUGAUUUUUUACAUGAGUGGAGUUUUGGUGUUUUAUGUGAGAAAAAGCAUGUUUGAAGCGUCUCAGUGUGUGGAUGCGUGCAUGCGUGUGUGCGUGUGUGCAGUGUUUUAUAUGGAGGCCGUGUUUGCUGUCAGUCCAUUAUUUUUGGCCCACAUCGUGAUAUCAUCAGUGAGCGUCAUGCCUCACUUCAGCCUUGACACUGUGCAGAUGAGGCAUUAAGAAACACACACUCACACACACACGCAGGACGCACCGACAUCAUCUGCUCUCCUUUGUUACCCUGUUUUCUCAAAAUCCGCUCUGUUUUAUUCUUGUUUUUUAGAUUUUGAUGAAAAUUUGAGGUUUAUGAUGGAGUAAGGUUUAUUAAAAAGCUAGGUUGAAGACUUGAGUCUCAUGAGUCAUCACAUAGCAACAGUUCCCGGCAAAAAUAGUCUGUUAGUUCAUGAUAGCAGACUUGAUAGUUGCUAUGGUAACAGAAGGUUGAUAGAGAUGUAAUCGCCUGUGCUGGUCACACUCUGGAGGACUUGGUCUAUGUGUCUGCGUUUGGUCCAUGCCAUAGUGACCAACACCAUCAUGAGCACUACUGACGUCUGCAGUACUCCACCCAAACACUAGUUGGCAGUAGGAUGUCUAUACUCAUCAUAUCAUCAGAUGUCUGCGUGAUAAAUUACCCUGGGCUCCUAUCUUUCAGGCCGCAUCAACAUGUUUGUUUUUGUUAUAAAGAGGCUUUUUAGCAUGAGUGUGUAUGUGGAAACUAGUGCUUCUGGAGUCAGCCUCAAGUGGACACUUGAGGAACUGCAGUUUUUAUCACUUACAUGUUGGCUUCACCUCUUUGGACUUGCCAUAGGGGGAAAAUACCAAACAUGUGUAGACACCUGAUCAAAUCAGCUCAUUUUUUAAGGUUGUGCAUAACCCGCGUUUGUCUUCCUCCACUUCAUCCUUCUCUGGUCCUGAUAGGGUUUAAACAGUCUGCAAGGAUUUGUUCCUAUACUCUUGUCACUGUGUGAAAGCAGCAGUAGACUUUUUAACAAGUUUUAUUUGAAGGAAAAAGUCUGACCAAUCCAAAGUUUUGUUUGUAUUUUCUUAAACAGGUUUAAUAUUGACCUGCCUUCAUUUAAAUCGGGCUGUGUGUUACAUUUACAACAACAAAAUAAGCGGUAGAAGUAGAUACAGCAUUAAACCAGCUCAUAUUUUUAGAGACUAUUUCUCACCUGGUUGAAAUAUUUGAAUACAUAUUACAGUGAAUUGAAAAGCUCGUGAAAAUGAACAUCCUCUCCUGAAUAAAUUCUUUUUGUUUUUGGAGCUUUAUCACGUUACGUGGUGUUUCCUCAGCUGUUUGAUGUGGUAAUUACAAAAUAAAAGAUGGUGUUGACCUCCAUUGUUGCCGUCUCCUGUGUCAUUGUUUCAGAUGCUUCUAUUCAUAAUCCUGGAUUUAAUUUAUGAUGUUGUUCAUUAUCAGCUAGGCUUUGAUUUCAUUCUGUGUGCUCACUGUUUACUGUGAGAGGAUGAAGGUUGAAUCAGUGAAUAUCCUGAUUAAUGAGGUCGUUUUAGAUUUCAGAAUAGUUCAAGUAACAAGCAGAGAGCCGGGAGGACGACAGUGGACACUACAACCAAAUCAGAGACUGUGAUUUUAAGUGGAAAAGAACAGACAGAGACAGACCACACAACUCUCAUGCUGGGUGGAAGUUUGCUGCAGAAAGCGAGAGGAAAACUACAGAAAUAUGCAAAGUUGAAGUUUAAAGGAUCUGAACUCAAACCAGGACUCUGUUGACUGCUUUACAAUCACUGGGAGCCUGAAACCGUGUUCGGAGGAACGUCUUCUCUGACCCCAGCGGUGACUCUGCACUUCGUGGUCAUUUAGCUAUGUAGAGCAUCAAAAUAAGUGUGUAUUUUAAUUUGUGUAUGCAGUCCGUGUGUGUGUGUGACACAGUCUUGUCGAAGCUAACAUGCUGAACCAUUUGAUGUCAACUGUUGGUGGCGACAUGCCCAGAAAACUGUGUGUGUUAUUUUUAUUCACCGCCUGGUUCAGACUCUGUUUUAUCACAACAGUUGUUAACAGAAAUGUUGUUUACUCUCAAAGUGCUGAAGACUUAAAUAAUUCAUGUGUUCGGAUGUUUGUUUCCCCAAAAAAUGCUCCAGAAAAUUUCAGCCUCAUACAACAACCAGCCAGAGCAGAACGUUCGGAUCAAAAGCAGCUCAACUUAACAUUAUUCAUAAGCUUUUAUUUUGAAAGAGUCGGUUUGAAGGCCUUUAAUCUGUUUUGGGGUUUAUGGCGGUGUGCAACAUGAUAUGAGCAAAUCCUGAAAGCUCUGUGGGGGGUGUUUUUGUUUUUGUUUUUUUUAUUCCAGCAGUUUGAUUUUUAGUGCAAAUUGGAUCCUCAAUAAAAAAGAGAAAAGAAAUCUCUAACAGGCCAAUGUUUCCUCUCUCUCUCUCUCUCUCUCUCUCUCUCUCUCUCUCUCUCUCUCUCUCUCUCUCUCUCUCUCUCUCUCUGUACAGGUACUGGUGACCCUGGCUAGUUGACACCCUGCUUCUCCUGCCCUUCACCCCACUCAGCCCCCCCACCCCCUGUCCUGACCGGGUGUCGGUGCUGCCGGCUGUGGAUUGGAGCACUCUGAUAGGAGGAUUUGCGAGGUGGUUUUUCGGUCUGGCGCCGCCUCCCCCAGGGGCCGGCGUGCGCUCCCAGCAGCCCGUGGUGCCCUGUGCCCCCCCCUCCCCGUCACUGCACAACAGAGCCCAUGCCCAAGGUAAGACCAGGACCAGCACCACGCUGAUGCACAGGAGGGGGAGACACUGAAAAUCUCUGUCAGUCAUGAAUCAGUCAGACUCAUAUUUUGGUUUCUUCUUGUGUGAAGUCUGAUGUGUAGAUUACGUUGAACAUUUUGAAAGCAGAGAAAAUCUGUUUUUAUCGAUGAAUGAAAAAUGUGGACAUCACGAAUGUAGCUGAACCCUAAUAACCAUAAUAUAAUAAUAUCCUUCUGUCUUUGGCAGGAGGAGGUGUGGUGCGUCCGCCAGGAGCCAUGUGCCUCCCUCACACCAACAACAUGGACAGCAAGCUACAGGGGGCGGGGCCGGGGGGAGGGGCUUCACUUCGAUCACGGGCAGGAGGUGUUCCACUGGAGCCCUUCAUACAUCAGGUUGGUACUGAUGACCCCUGUUUCAAAAAGGUCAAACGAAGGAGCUCUGUGUGAAAUACCUAACAUGACUUUGUUUUUGUCUCAGCUGUUUUCAUGGGUAUUUAUAUUUGUCUGUGAUUUCCAGGUGGGCGGUCACACCAGUAUGAUGCGUUACGAUGACCACACAGUGUGUAAGCCUCUGAUCAGCAGAGAGCAGCGCUUCUACGAGUCUCUGCCUCCAGAAAUGAAGGAGUUCACGCCAGAGUAUAAAGGUAAGUCACAGACGUUUGUCCUGAGUGCAGACAUGGAGGAGAGCUGGGCCUGUCCGGGGAUUCCCUUCAUUGAUUUGCUCCUGAGUUUCACUGCAGAGAAAUACUGCAAGUAUGUUGGACCACAAGCUUGUGUUACAUUAAAUAAGACCCAUCGAUCAGAGCUGAAGUCGUCUGCUGGUUCGACUGCUCUUUUAAAUCACAUCACCUGUUCUCACAGCGUUUGAACACGGUUUAGUCGGCGCAGAAAAAUAAUGGCCUGUCCUGUGAACCCGCAGUCUCAAAGCUGGGAUCCUGACAGGUUUCUCUGAUAAGUAGAAUACAACAUCAUGGUGGGAAUAAGAUAUUUGGAUAACAAUGAAGGUCUUAGUGAAUGGGAAAUACAUGACCUGGUGGUGCAGGUUUCCAAAAUAAAAGCGUGGAAAAAAACAGGUUUGUCCUCCAGACAAUCUCUCUGUCAGCUCUUGUUGCAGAAAUCCUCGAUGGAGGAAUCUGCUGUUCAAACAGCUCAGCUUUGAUUCUGCUCCACUGCUCUGAUAGUCUUAAUCCCUCUGAAGAUGAAAACGAGGUUGUGCGUGUUUUUAUUAUUUGUUAUUAUGACCGUGGCAGAAUGACACACCAAGUCUCACUGAACAGUUGGAGCAUCAGGGCUGAGGUGCAUCAGCAGAAACUCGAGUGGAAUCGCACAGAAACUUCCUGUCAGUCAAAUGAGCAGAUGUAAAUGUAAAUAAUGUAAAUACUUAAAGCCUAAACACGACUUUUAACUCACACUUGAUGUCAUGCUGCUCACCAUUAACAGAGCAAAUACUGAGCAGUUGCUGUAAACUAGCACUGCAAGGCGACAUGAUGACUAAGUCGAAUGACUAACAAGUCUUAUCCCACCAUACAUCCAGUCUCAUUCUCAGUAUUGGCUGUUAAAAGAGAUCGUUCAGAAACAAAUUCAAGGAGAGAGGAGACAGAUGUCCACUUUUUUUUUACUGAGAAGGCUGCUGACAAACUCCUGCCCCAUCAGGCCAAAACUGGAGUGUCCUUGUCGGAUCAGAAACUAACUUUUUUAACUAUUUGAACAAUUAACUGUGAUUGAUUCUAUCAAAAGUCUUGGAGACAUCUUUGAACCUUAUUAGGGACCUUCCUGACUCUCAGGUGUGUAAAACACCUUUGAGUUAUUUAUUUAUUUCAAUGACCCCGGGUGUUAAGGUGUUAUGACAGCUUCUUUUAUUAUGAUCAUAUUUUAAAUGGAGCUUGAAAGUUAAGGUUCCUUUGUCGGGAGAAAUAGUUUCCAUCUCCGAGUUCUUAGGCGGAAGGAGAAGCCGAUAGACGGACAGAGGAGACGGAUGGAGGUGCGGAUGUUUACUGGCAGGGGUUAGGCUGCUCUGCUCUCCAUCAGCAGACACCUACUGGAGCUGCUUCCAAACAUACUCUGAUAGCCAGUCUACACACACACACAAUCCCCUCCUGCAUGUGUGUGACCUAUUUUUAUUUUAGCAAAUUAUGUAAAAGAGGGGAGAAUGACGAAUGUGGGAGGUCUUUGGGGAGCAGGAUGGAUUUGAUGUGGGCACAGAGAGAUGUUUUGAUGGUGGAUAGAGCAGGUGUAACAACAAUGAUGGCUCUAUUCCAUUUAGGUUUGCUUUAGAGUCGCAACAGUGAGCCAACAAACAGACCAGCGGGGCUCUGACUGUAAACCCGACUUAUUAUGAUUCAUUAACUUCAUCUCUCUUUGAAACAUCUCCAAAAGUAAUGUUUUGCUUUGAGCCGAUAGCUGUGUCCCCGUUCCACGCCUCAGACUGAUUCUAAACCUGUUAGAAAGUUGUUGAGUCACACAGGAAAGCUGCCAGUGUGGAGACAUAAAUGGUAUUCUUCCAGAGAAAUGAUCAAACUGAGUGAGGUUCCAGUUUAAUUCCAUGAUACUAAGAAUAUUUGACCAGUCCUGACACAGUUUAGCCUCAAUCUUUCCUUUUUUGGGUCUGAAAAAAGGACAGAGGGGGGGAUUAACCAAGACUGGAUCACCAGCACCAAGAAUUGCUCAUCUUUUUCUCUUCCAACCUGCUUCAGCUCAAAUUCCAAGUCACAGAGUUCACCGCACCAAUGAUUACGAAGCAGCAAAAUGGCCACUUUGCUCGUGUUUUGCAUUUGAUUGUGGAGAUGAGCUGUCAGGGUCUGCAUUUUUCACUCUACUGUGUUGCAGCGUUCACUUUUACCCACAUAUGAGCAGGAUGGAGGGGAGACGAUUCCUUUCAGUUUAUGGUGGAGUGAUUCAGAAAAGUGUGACACAGUUUUUUCACAUCUUACCUCCUAGAAAACUUAUUCUUACUCCUUGGCUUUUAACCCAGCAUGAGAGUUUUGUGGUCUGUCUCUGUCUGUUCUUUUAAUGGAUUUUUUUUAUUUGCUCUUACAGUGUUUUUAUUUUAUUUUAUUUUAUUUCUUCAUUAUUUAUCUUUAAAAUGUUUUUAUUUGGUUUUAUUAUGAUUCUUUUAUUUUAUUCUUUUUCCUCUCAGACAACGUUUUAUGUUCUGUGUGUUUUAACUUAUUUUACUUCACUGUGCAGCACUUUGCUAAAAUUAAUUGUUUUUUUUUUAUUUGCUAUAUAUAUCAAGUGGAUUGGAUUGAGUAGAACCAGCUAGCAAAAAGCAGCUCAUUAAGAUUCUUAGGACAAACACUGUCAUAUAUAAGAGCACAAACCCAUAUGUGCCGAGGUCGAGCCCCAGACUGAUUGAACUCCUGAUUAUUAUAGUAACAGCAAUGUCAAAGUAAAGUGAAUUGAACAAAAGUGCAGAUUUAUCCACUGGUGGAAAUGUCCUAACCUGUGGAAGUUAAUACUCGACUUUCCCUUUAAAACUGCCGCCCAGUUAGUACCAGCUAUCAACAGACGUACGAUCACACACAUAUGAUUGGUGAAGUCGAUUUCUCUUGCAGUAAGGAUCAUUUGCAUAGAGACGAGACUGACUUUCCCUUAAUUCAUUCAUAAUGGCAUAUUUAAAGGUAUGCAAACAGCACCAACACACGCAGACUGGGUUUGCUCUGCAGGGCCAGUUGUGGAGCAUGUAAGCUUUUGCAUGUGAUUUGUGCAUGAGACAAUGUUUCUAAACUCAUUGGAGAAAGCACAAUGAGAAAGCACAAAAAAGCCACUCAGUCAGUACGUUUGUGAUUUACUGUUUUUACUCUCAUCACAUUAAAGCCUCUGUUCUUAUUCACUAAAAUCACAGUUCUGGGCUCUUUAGUCUGCUGGUAAUGCAUCCCAUCAUUAGAGCAGCUUUUAGACAGUUUUUUGGUUGUUUGUGAAGAGUCCCCUUCUUUCAGUGUGAAGGCAACUGAGAGCAAUGAAGUGUUUCCUCCUCUGGUGAGGGUGAGAUUGAACUGCACUCUGUCUCUACAAAGCAGAGAGGCUAAAUAAAUCAUAAAGAAUAUAUCACAGUGAAUUAAGCCAACGCUCAGGGUUAACGUUCGCCCUGCUGAACAUCAGCGUGCAGCUGUCUUUGUUUAUAUAGUCGUGCUCCUCUUUAAAUCUUAUAAUUAGGAACUUGGAAGAAUUCUCAUCAGAAAAAUGCGAAUGAUCAAACUACACGUUUUGAAAUGUAUUAACCACUCAAUGAUGAGACUUAAUUUGUCACACAGGUGCAUUAACAGGCAUCAUAAAAUCAGUGAUUAGAUCACACUCUCCCUCCGUCCUGAAGCUCACUGUUUCACUGUUCCCACGAGGACACCUGGUGGAUUUAUUCCCAGCACACUGACCUACAGGCACUAGUUUGUCUGUUUUCUCACCAGUCCACCUCGCGGUUGUAUUGGGUCUCUCUGCCAUGACAACAAAAGUCCAUGAGGAGUCUAUUUUUAGCCCUGGAUGUCUGCCCACUACCAUUGUCCUGCUUAUUAAAUAACAGCAGACAGACAGACAGACGGAUGGACAGACAGCUGUCCAGUAGUGACUUUCUGCUCCCGUCAAGGUUGUUCCACCUGAAACUUCUUCACCUCAGCAGAUCAGGUUUCCACUUUCCACUUGAGAGUGUGGGGCCGGAGGAGAAGUCUGAACGUCUGGGAGAAGAGCGGACCUGCCUCUUCAGUUUGGACUCGAUGUUUAGAGUAGAUUUCCCUCCAGUGAGCAAACAGACGUCAAAAUUCAAUUUGGUCCAACAGAGAGGAUGUUCAGUGUCUCACUUAGAGAAGAGGAGAUGUUCUAAAAAUAACAGCUUAAUGUUUCAAUAAAACAUGGUCAGACAUUCCUGUCCAGCAUAAACAGUUUCACAAUUGAGUUUCCAGAACAUUUAUUAGAUCUUGAUAAACAGACAGAAGACAAAUGAGCCUAAAAGCCGACUUUAAGUGUUUUAUUCAAGUGUUGUUGAACCCAGAGCCUCCAAAGGGCUUCAGCUCUGGAGGCACUCUGAUGGUUCCCUUGUUUGGUGUUUCUAUGAUGGUGUGGGUGGAAACAUCAGUACAAUGCUGCUUUUAAAGAUUCAUUUCUGUUGUUCGGUUGUUCAGUUAUUAUUAUUAUUUUUGUGCUUUUAGGUCCAAAUGUCCUGUUUUUUCUGUGUCCUGUCAGGUGUGGUGCUGGUGUGUUUCGAGGGCGACUCAGACGGCUACAUCAACCUGGUGGCGUACCCCUAUGGGGAGACCAACAUGGAGGGAGGUCCCACAGAGCACGAGGAGCGGGACCCCCCAGAGAGGGAGCAGCCAAGGAGGAAACACUCCAGACGAAGCCUCCACCGCUCGUCCUCCUCCUCCGAACACAAAGACGAGCGGACAGACAAGAGGGAGGCGCACGACAAUGACUCUUCGGAUAAGUAAGAUUUGAAGAUUAGCACCAACAUUCCUCUUUUCUCUCCGAUCUUUAACGUUCGAUAAAAAUGCUCAAAAACUCGACUUGGUUUUUAAAAAUCUAUUACUCAAUAUUUGGACCAUCCAAAGCUAAGAAAGUACAGGACACCAUCCUCAGUAAUUAGCUGUAUGUAACUGUUCAAACAUUAAAAGGUAUAACAAACAUUCUCCCCACAGUCUGGCUGAGCUGAAGAGUCCGCGGCUCGACCCAAAGAUCCACUCAGACGUCCCCUUCCAGAUGCUGGACUGGAACAGCGGGUUGAGUUCAGAGAAGAUCAGCCACAACCCCUGGAGCCUGCGCUGCCACAAACAGCAGCUGAGCCGCAUGAGGUCCGAGUCCAAGGACCGCAAGCUCUUUAGUAUCCUUCCUCAGCCAAUCACAUCCACCGAUACUCCACAUCGUUGUUAUUCAAAAAAAUGUUGACUUUUUGGUCACAGGAUAGAAAAAUCCAGUAAUGGAGGCAAAAGAGGGGGGGGGGGGUAUAGUGGUGAGGUGGGGGGUGCCUGAGGUCAUAAGGUCAGAGGUCAUGUUUUGAUGUUCAGCUUCAAAGCUAGCACAAUGCAGCUGCCUGGAAAACCAAACACGUGCUCCGUCCUCCAUACUGUCCGCCUGUUUUCUGUCACUGAGCAAAGCUGCUGUCAGAGGACACAGGAGGUCGUCUGUGCAGACACACGGCUCACUCCGGUUAUGUUCAUCAUAACACUGUUAUUAUAAGACCAUCAAACAACGGGGAAAAGCGUCUCUGAAAACGGUCCUUUUAACGUGUUUUAUUCUGCAUGUUUGCUGCUUUUAUCAUCACCAACUCAGAAGAGAGGCGAUGUGCUUUAAAUGAGUAAACAAAGUGGAGAACAGAUGAAGAUAAAUGAAGGUGUGAAAUGUAUUCAGAUUGAUCGUCAGGAAUGUUCUUUCUCUGUGAUUACGGCAUUUGUAAAUUAGCAUUUUUAAUUUAGGCUUCACACUGAGCGUGUUUGUUCAGGAGCUGGAAAAUCAUUUUAAAAGAGUGAAACAGACUCGUGAGAAAUCAAAGUAUGAUUUAGUUUGAUUGUUUUUUCCAUCAGUGUUGGAAGUGCAGAGAUGGCUCUGCCUGUCAUCCCUAAUUCCAUGAAUGGACUUUCAUGAAUGAAUGGACUUCACUCAGAUUAGUUCUCGUCUGCUGGAUGCUGAAUCACUGAUGGGAUCUGUGACAGAAAACAAAACUCUGGACUCGCUUUUUUGUUCAGCUUGUUUUCUGUCAGUUUCAUAAUCUAACACACACAAGAGGAGAGGAUCAUUAGAGAUGACAACAAUGAACACAUCUGGUAUAUUAAAAAAGGAGCUGCAAGAGAGAACUUGAGUUAGUUAAAGGUGGGGUAGGCAGGAUUUUGUUAAAGAGACAUCUUUUUUCUGUGGUUUAAAUUCAAAAAAAGCUUUUAAUAUCAGUCAAUAGCUAUUAGUCAUUGAUGACGUUUGAGAAUAUCAUGAUAUCACUGUUUUGUUAUGUCUGUGUCGUCAACAUUAAAAUUUUUUGAGCGCCCCGCUCUUUCUGUCUGUAAACAAAGCCGUUCUUCACCUCCCUGACCUGAUUGGUUGUGAGGCAGACGCUGCUGCCCCGUGUUGUGAGGCACACUCCACGUCCUCAAAUAACCUGCAUGAGCCCAACAAAAGUUAGCGUGCUACAAUAUCGGACAGUAGAAACCAACCGGAAAGUACGGAAAAUUGUCUGAAUCCUCCUUUGGCCUCGACUGCCGACACAAGCAAGAAAACGAAAUAAAUACCGGAGACUCUGGAGGAAUAACAGUCGCUUAGAAAGGAGGUAGAGCGGACAAGAGCCAAAAAACCGGGUCAUAAUCAAUGAAGCAUAAACAAAUGGGGAUGCUUCAGGAUCUUACGGACCUGUAACCUUUCUGCUGGAGAGGAAAACCACUUUAACAAAAUAAUCAUCAUAAGCUAUCAUGGUAGCUUAUAAUUGUUUAUCUUUUAUCUCGUUUAUCUCUUUUGAAUUAAUUAUUCUGGUUCUGAACAUUUCAAGCUUUUGUGUUUCCAGUCUCACUGUAGAGAUUAAAGAUCUGAGAAAUUUGCUCCCUGACUGCAGCGUUUCAGAGUUUCUAUUGCUGGAGAACGUGGUGCAUCACUUCUCGUACCCCUGCAUCCUGGACCUGAAGAUGGGCACCAGGCAGCACGGGGACGACGCCUCAGAGGAGAAGGCGGCCAGACAGAUGAAGAAAUGUGAACAGAGCACCUCAGCGACGCUGGGAGUCAGAGUGUGUGGCAUGCAGGUACGAUGCCAUCAGGGUCUUUCAAACUUCUGUAACUUUAAAUCAGUUCACUCUUCAGAAUUCCCGCAAUGAUGUUGCUUUGAUAGAUUAAACAUACCUCGGCUAGGAGGAUUAUAGAUGUCUUAUUCUGUGUUUAAAUGUCCAGUUAUGGAGGUUAUAAACUGAAUGUAUAAAUCUCAUCUUCUCCUCUAAAUACAGACCAUUGAAUUCACUGCACUGUUUAUCACCUGCAGACCUGGAACUGAAAUAGUUAUCCAAGGAUACUGAAGAAAAAUAAACAGCCUCAGACAUAGUUCAACAUGUUACAGCUAAAAAGUGGAUGAACUAACUCCCCUGAUAAAAAUGACACACAGCUGAGCAUCUCGACUGUUCAUAAUCCUUCAAAUGAACCAGUUUUAGAGGGAAAGUGAUAGAAACCUUUGCUGAACUGUUCUGAUGUUGUGUCUCGUGUGUCUCUGAGCAGGUGUACCAGAUGAACACAGGUCACUACCUCUGCAGGAACAAGUACUACGGCCGCGGCCUGUCGAUCGAGGGUUUCCGUCAGGCGCUCUACCAGUACAUGCACAACGGAAAGGGUCUGAGGCAGGACCUCUUUGAGCCAAUCCUGAAUAAGCUACGCAGCCUGAAGGCGGUGCUGGAGAGACAGGCGUCCUACCGCUUCUACUCGUCUUCACUGCUCAUCAUCUAUGAGGGACAGGUGAGCCGGGACCGGGUCUCAAAACAUCAGCACAAGCUAGUUUGUUUGGUUAAAGUCAACCAAUGACCCGUCUGUCUGAAGUAGUUAAUAUUUAUUUAUUUAGUUUAUUUUUAAAAGUUAUUGUAAAAGGGAAAAGACCAUUACUUAAAUAUUUUCCUCCUCUCAUCAGCAUCAAAUGAACUGAAAGGAGGUGAGCUCUAGUUCUCAGAGUGGGUCCAUCUAAAAAAACUGGUUUAUGAUCAAGUCCAUCACAUCUAGUUUCUGCUGCCUUCAGUCAAAUGAUAACUGUGAGAGGACCUCUCUUAAUGCCGUGUCUGGUUCUGCAGGAACCUGAGGAACCUUCAGUCCUCAGCUCGGGGCAGCACACCACCCUCACUCAGAAGACUCCUCCAGCCCCAACAGAGCCUCAUCGCAGCCCCCUACCCCACCCACCUCCACCCAAAGGAGCCCCCUGUGAAACGGACAUGAGCCAGAACCCAGACCCCGGGUCUCUGUCCUCUCAGGGACCUGGACUUAUGGCCCCGCCCUCUCCCUCCCAUCGUCCCCCCAUACAGACCCCGCCCACCAAAUCAGACUGCCACUCCUUCCCUCUGUCCACACCUCACCCCCAUCCAGACUCCUUCUCCCCUGCUCCAAGCUUAACGUCCUUACCUCCUGCUCCUCCCCCACAGCCCAAGCAGCCCCCCCUGGUGGACGUUCGUAUGAUCGACUUCGCCCACUCCACCUUCAAAGGUUUCCGUGGCGACACAGCGGUGCACGAUGGUCCAGAUCAGGGCUACGUGUUUGGACUAGAGAGCCUGGUCCAGAUCCUGGAGAGCCUGCGGGAUGACAACCUGCAGUAGCUCCAAAUUCACACACACACACACACACACACACACACACACACACACACACACACACACACACACACACACACACACACACACACGGUGAGAUGAAAGUAGGUCCAGGUCAUGCAGUCCCUGAAGGUCACGCUACAGCAUUCUCUAGAACUGGGACACUCUGGCUGUAAGUAUGGAACAGGUCCUUCAGGACGUCACCAUGGCAACCUGGGUGUUCUCCAGUCAUGUAGUUACUAUAGCAACAGCCGAGAGGUGGGACUGUGGAGUGGGAUAAGAUCUUCAGGACAAUAUGGAGAACUUUUCCACAACAUACACUUAUACACACACACGCACACACACACACACACACACACACACACACACACACACUCUUUUUUUUGUACAUCUCUAAUUGUGAGGACCUUCUUCUGCGUGAAGCAUUCCCAAACCCCUGAUUCAAAAACUAUCCAAACUAAGAUCCAUCCCUGACCUUUAACCUGGACUGAACCUUCACCUGAACAUCCUCUCCUCUCAGACAUGUGUUCCUCUUCUCGUUCCUUCGCUCAGUUUUGAGUUUCACUUUGUAGAAUAGCGCUGGUGCAGAGUCUUGACUCAAGAGACGGAAAGCUUCUCCAGACCUGCCGAGACACAUGCAGACCUUAUAUUCAACCACAUUUACAGUGAUUUUACAGCCAUGAGCAGAUGUCAGUUUCAGGGGUUAAGACCAUGACAGCUCUGUUAGGGUUUAAGGGUGCUCCUCGUGUCUCUUUUGUUUGGUGAAAGGUGCUCUUCAAGUUCAGUUCCUGCUUUAUUUGGACAGUGCUUUUGAUGGGCAGAUGCAAUCAAACAUCUUUAAGCUUCCGUCUAAGUUUUUGUCUCAGCCCACGAUGUCAGUGUCCCCAAUUAACAGAGGCACUUACUCAUAAACCAGCAGCAAACAUUCAACUAGAGGCUGUUAGCUUUUUGCAAACCCCUGAUGUUUUGAGAUAAGAGCUUGCUGGUUUCCUUUUAGUUUGAGGUUUUAACGCAGCUGAUAUAUGCCCUUAAUUUUGUGAAUUAUUAAGCCCGCAAGGUUUCCCACAUUAGUCUGUGACCUGAAAGUGCUGUGGUGUGAGCAGGUGUAAUUUUUUAGUGUUUUUAAGUUUUUCAAAAUCUAUUUUAAAACCUCUUUACGAGAGCGGUGUGAUAUUUGUACCCCGUGUGAGCACCAAAGGUUGAUGAGAAACUAUCAAAUAACAAAAGCAGCAUCGGUAAUCGCAGGUUAAUGAAGUAAAAGGCUGUGAAAAAACUCUGUAUGUGUAUCUACAGGAAGUGAAACACACCUUUGAGUGCAGGAUGUCUCCAACCAAACUUUAACAAUGAUCUUUGAAAGACCAAAACUCCAUAUGAAAAGGUCCACAGCUGACAUUGGUCCUCACAAGGAUGGAUGAACAACACACAAACACACAUAGAAACACACACACACACACACACACACACACACUCAUCUAUCCUGGGAACAGUUUCCUGUGGAGUUGUUUGACAGCCGGACAGAGCAGCUUCUCUCUGAACGACCAAUCAGCUGACUCCCAGGGGCCGCCCACUGAAAUCAGCCAACUCUCACUUUACCCCCCUCUUCCUCCUCUUCCUCCUCCUCCUCCUCUCCUCACCCCCUGACUCCCUCCACCUCCUUUCCCUCCUCCUCCUCCUCUCUCCUCUUUCUCUACAGAAACCAAACCUGGACAGGUGAACUGACUCUUUCUAGAGUUACCUUGACAACGCACUCAGAAACACAUCCGAGCAUCUGUUUAAAGCAAUAGACGGCAAAGAUAGACGGCAAAGAUAGACGGCAAAGAUAGACGGCGUCUCUUUUUUGUUUUCUUGAGCAGUGUGGAGGGCAGCGUCGCCCAGCAGGAGAGGAAGUGCAACAGAGAUUUGAACGAUAGACGUAGGCUUUAAGGAGAGAAUAGAGAUCAUUUCUAUAAACGCUGUACGUCCGUUUUUUGGGCUUUGUUCCAAAACGUUAAGUAGUCGUGUCCUGUAAAAUCAUCCUCUGGGUUAUUGUGUAAUAUCGAGAGCAUAAGUGUCACUUUCCCAAAACCUGGUCUGCUGGUAUUUUUGUUACUGUCAGCAAAUCCCCCCAAAAAAACCAAACCAAUGAGAAGAGAUCCUUCGUGUCCAAAGUCCGAGCCAUAGAGCUUCACAGACGUCCUCCGACGAUUAGAAACCCAUCAGUGAGUCACUCUGCUGCUCUGGAGAACAUCUCCAUCAUCACUUCAAACAUACAAAGUUUAUUUUGACUCCAUCUCACAGCGUCGUGCUGCUGGAAACACUCACAGGAGCUAAGGCAGAAAGCAGCUUUAGCUUGAAUCAACAUCACUCAGCUGUGUUAGAGUUUGUUCUUUUUUUUGUAUGAAGAUUUAUUCAGUUUCUCAAAUUUCUGACCAAGAACAAAAGCGAAGAAAGGGUUCAAAGGUCAUUUAAAGUGGCUGUUUCUGACCCUGGAUCCCUUCAGAAGUUAAGAGAAGUUCAUUUUCACACUUCUGCAUCAGCUGUUUGGUGACUUCUUUAGGGUUUAAAAUGCGUUUCGGUUUGUUGUUUACAUCACGGGCACUUUCUCUUCACUCCAUCUCUCGUUUGAUUCCCGCGCAGCAGCUUGUUGUUGAAAGUAUGAGUGUGGGUCUGUUUCUUUAGGCUUUGUUGGAGGUCAAAGUCACAGAUGUGAUACUGUUUUUAAAGCACUUUGUAUUGAAAAGUAUCAAAGCAUCAAAAGUCUCGGCCACUUUAGUGAUUUCCACGUGAAGGAAUUCUAUCGAGCGUUAAAGUUUGCAGCCGUAACAUCGGGACCAUGGGCCGGUACAGAGACAGGGCCGUCUGUCAACAGUGGCACCUGCUGGUGGGUUGGAUAUGAUUUACAGAAAGUGAACAUUUUCUCCUCUUAAGUGCCAAAAGGUGUGAGGUGGAGCAGCCCAGCCAGACCAUCUCCAAACCUGCAGCUCUUGUAGGGUCAAAAUCGACCUGGAGGGUCCUGAGAACGAGGUCAAGGUGUUGUCUUGGUCUCCAAAUCCUCUAGAUCUCAAUCUAACCCAGCAUCUGUGGGAUGUCCAAAACAUGGAGGCCCCACCUCACAGACUUAAGAACUUGGUGUGCCAGAUACCACAGAGGAACACCUUCACAGGUCUGACAGGGGCCGUGUGGGGUCAGGUCCAGGCUGUUCUAAGCCUGAGCUGAUGAGACAUGGUCAGUAUGAGUCAGGUGGUGAUGAAGUCAUGGCUGAUGGCUGCGUGUUGAAGUGUGUAGAUGAAGUGGUUCCUGGUUGUGAAGAAUGGACCGGAGAGCGAUCCGAUUUACUCUUCGUCUGUGACUCUGAGGGUCUGAUUUUCAACACGGAGCCGCUUUAAUCAGAGAGUUUGUUUGUUUUGUGGAGUGGGAGGCCUCUGUGGGUAAAUCUGAGUCUCUGUGAGGUUUGUUUGGUUUACAGCCUGCCGUGCUGUUGCUCCCUCACUGUUCCUCAGUGUACAGUGAAGCAGCUGAAGCAGACUGGUAGAUGGGAGCUGAAUCAAGGCUCUAAAAUGAUCAUUCCACUGCCCUAGAAAUCUCAGGUCAGACUCUGUCUUGAGGCUUUGUCUGUUGUGGAUUUGGCCCUGAUCCACAGGCCACCACAGCGGACCUGAGAGUUUCUUUUGGACCCUGAAACAUCAGCAGACCAAACCCUCUGUAGUUUUCUGGUUGUUUUGGAUCCUCCUCAGGGUGUGGUGUUACUCUGUCAUGGUUUAAUUGUUGAUGCUCAAAGAUGCACUUUUUAAAAAGUUCUUUGUAUUUUUCUUCCUCUUUAAAUUUUGAAACUUGUGUUGUGCCUAAGAUAAGAAGAACUUUGUAACCAAAAGGGAAAUUUUAAAGAUCUCAGUCCAGCCCGUUUCCUGCUAUAAGAUCAAGUUUUCAGUCCUCGUUUCGAAGCCCCUGUGAGAAGCCUUCAGGUACCUCCAUUUUGACAGCUUGUUGUUGACAUAGCCGGGUGAUUUACCUCAGCUGAACUUUUUAAAAUACUUUUUCCUGACGAUGGUGAUUUGCAGAUCAUUUAAACUGAAAAUAGCGCAAAGACAAUGUAUCAGAUGUUAAAAUCGUGACAAAAGUAGAUCGUUUUAUAAUUGAUAUGUGCUUACAUGGAAUUUUAUGCCUUCUUCAAAAAACUUCAAAGCAGUUUUUAAGAAAUCACAGAAAAAUUUUAGUAGCGAUAAAAUAAAACCCACCUAAAGGAGCAUCUGCCAGUUCAUGGGGUCAAUCUGCGACAUGACUGAGUAAAAAAGGGAGAAACAGCUUUAAUAUUAAUUUGUGGUUAGGUUGUUUUAAAAAAAUUAAUAAUAAUUAUAUUUUUGAGUCAUUUUAAAAUGCGAACAAAGAAGAAACUAACUGCAGCAAAAGAGGAAGAAUAAGGUGGUUUUGGAGUCGAGGGUCUCGAUCGUUGGUUUUGGUCUUUUUGGGGGAUUUGUCGACAACAAAAGAUAUAAAAUAAAUCCAGCCGUGUUCUUUGAGUUGAAGCUGGGUGAUAUGGUUGAAUGACAAGAAUAUUUAAUAAGAAGAAUAUUUUUCUUACAUAUAUUAUAUUCAUAUAUAUAAAUGUGAUAAAAUCACAAUAUUAAAAAUCUGUGCAAAAUCACUUAAUCAUCACAUCAUGUCCAGUUGAAGGAACGAUGGGCCCGUUAUUUCCCUUAAUCAGAAAACAAACUUCACUUUUUGCUGUUUUUUUUUCUUUGUUUUUUUUUUGCCUGAAUUUAAGAAUUUGAACUGAGUCUGAUGUUUUCAAUAAUAAUAAUGCUGAUUUUUUUUCUUGGCCCUGCCUCAAAUGUGUCCUGACACACUAAAACAUCCUCCACAUCCCUGAACCGUCUGCAGAUUUGGUCUCUUCUAAAGAUGUCAGCAUCUCUCUCAUCUGAUUGGUCCUGAUGAGACGGUUUUAGCCAAUCACAUUCGAUCAUUUAUGCUUCCGUCAAUGAGCUCCAGAGGCAGGCUGUGACACAGCGCUGCCCCCUGCUGGACAGCAGCAGAACCUCACCCCUCAGAGCUGGAAUAAGAUAGAGCAGAUAUGAAUAUUUUAUUUUUGGUUUAUGGAGGUGAUAAUUUAUUUUUUUAUCGUACCUUUACCCAUGUGUGUGGGUGACUGUUUGUCUUUUACAUGUUUGCCCCAAAAUGUAUAAAAUGUAAAGAAUUUAGAGUCACAGUGUGUAAGAAAACACAGUAUUAUAAGAGCCAACUCAAGUCUGUUUGACCUUCUUAGAGGAGAAUAAUUUACACCUCUUUUCUUUGGAGUUCAAAAAUUUAAAAUCAAGCUCCGUCACAAUGAAACAUGUUUUUAAAGUUUGACGGCGAGCAGAAGUUGGUCUUUUUAGAAUAUUUUAGACCCGAUGAUGUUUAAUGACGAAAACUGAGGCGGGAAAACAGACUUGAGUCUGCUCACUGAGCCCAACACUUGUGCCUGCUGUGGAGUUGUUGCUCAGGUGGGAAGCUCCUCUGAAAGUGUGUGUGUGUAUGUGUGUGUAUAUGUGAGUGUGUGUUAGGCACCAUCUUUAGUCUUUGGUUUGUUUCACUUCACGUCUAAGGAGCCGGUAAAGAAGUGCAUGCACAUUAAUGUCCUCCUGUUGGGGUCAGUCUCCUUCCUUCACAGCGUCGAACCCUCCUGUUACAGUCCUCACAGAGACAUCCACGUGUCCUCUCAGAUCAUGAUUCUUCAUCAUGAGUAUUAGCCUCAAUGAUCGAUCAGUUAUUUAGCUGCAUUUUCUGCAUCUGACAUCAUCCUGACUGUUUGUUAGAACAGUGAAAGUACGUGAGAUUAAAUCUUUCCAGAAGCUUUUGGACUUGUGUUUUCAUUCCUGACAGACUGACAAAGUUUUGUGCAAACUUUUAUGUCAUACCUUGAUGAUAAAACUGUGUAAAAAGUAA
Molecule: messenger RNA, 33803 nt
Organism: Xyrichtys novacula (pearly razorfish)
Lineage: Eukaryota; Metazoa; Chordata; Actinopteri; Labriformes; Labridae
Source: the annotation of a GenBank genome assembly